This is a messenger RNA of Acaulospora morrowiae, 1074 nucleotides long. The record is from the annotation of a GenBank genome assembly. NCBI's taxonomy places the organism in Eukaryota, Fungi, Glomeromycota, Glomeromycetes, Diversisporales, Acaulosporaceae.
AUGCAAAAACAAGAAAUGAUAAGAAUUACUUGCAACGAUCGCCUUGGAAAAAGUGUCCAAGUGAAAUGCAGACCUGGUGACACAAUCGGAGAUUUGAAAAAAUUGAUCGCGGCUCAAACAGGCACCGACUCCUCGAAAAUUAUUUUAAAGAAAUGGUAUACCACUUACAAGGAUGCGUUGACAUUGGAAGAUUUCAAGAUGCGCAUAUUUCCUAUUAAAAUAUUUGAACAUAAUUACUCCUACCUUAUUCUCGAUGAGAAGGCAAACGAAGCCGCAGUCGUAGAUCCAGCUGAACCGCAAAAAGUUUUAGCUGUCCUUGCUCAAACCGGCGCGAAGUUAACAUCGAUAUUAACGACACAUCAUCAUCAUCGUCAUUCUUCUGGAAAUGUUGAGUUAAUAUCAGAUAGACCUAAUCUUGCAGUUUAUGGUCAUGACGCACGAAUUCCAGAAUUGAACUAUGUUUGUAAACAUAAUGAAGAGUUUACGGUUGGCACAUUAAGAGUACGCGCAUUGCAUACACCGUCUCACACAAAGGGUAGUGUGUGUUAUUAUGUACGGAAUAUCAAUGCAAGGAACGAGGAAGUAGAAAGAGCUGUAUUUACUGGGGACACAUUGAUGACCGGCGGAUGCGGAAAAUUCAUCGAAGGCGAGUCCAAAGAUAUGUAUAACGUCCUUUAUAACAUAUUAGGACAGUUGCCUAAGGAUACCAAGAUUUACUGUGGCCAUGAAUCUACGUUGAAGAAUCUUCGGUUUGCGAAUGCAAUAGAUCCAAAUAAUAGUCGUAUUAGUGAAAAGCUGGAAUGGGCGCAAACCGUAAAUUCCACUGUUCCUACUACUAUUGGAGAAGAAUUAGAAUAUAAUCCUUAUUUACGACUUUCAGAGCCAUCGAUUCAGAAUUUGACGGGAAAUUCUAAUCCUUAUGAAGCUAUGCAUAUUCUGAGAGUUUUAAAUGAUAAUUUUGAUAGCAAUAGUAAUGAACUCAAUAAUAUAAACGAACUCUUUGGAAUUAACUACGGUAUGAAUAAUGUUAACGUAAUAAACAUAGUGAACGGGAUAUCAAAUUUGGUAAUGUAA